AUGUCGUCAAAGGGGGUCCAUAAAAAAAGCAAAUCAUCCGAUGCUACAAAAAAGCUAGCCGAAAAGAUAAAGAAACAAGCUUUACUCAAGCAGAAGCAAUUACAAGAGUCAAAAGAAUCGUCACAAGAAGUAGAAGGUGAUAAAAAGGGAAGUACAUCUGCAGCACCCACCACGGAGACUACUGUAGACCCCGAUGCUGAACUUAAAUUCAACACCUUUGCUGAACUAAAUCUAGUUCCAGACUUGCUUGAAGCUAUUCAACAGAUGAAAUUCACCAAACCCACCCCAAUUCAAUCCGAAGCCAUACCCCAUGCCCUCGAAGGGAAGGAUAUCAUUGGCUUAGCAGUUACUGGUUCGGGUAAAACAGCCGCAUUUGCCAUUCCAAUCUUGCAAGCCCUCUGGCAUGCACAAACACCGUACUUUGGUUUAGUCCUUGCGCCAACCAGAGAGUUGGCAUUUCAAAUAAAAGACACGUUUGACGCACUCGGUGCUACAAUGGGACUAAGAUCGGUGUGUAUUGUUGGUGGAAUGGAUAUGAUGGACCAGGCACGGGAAUUGAUGAGAAAACCCCACAUUGUAGUUGCAACUCCGGGAAGAAUAAUGGAUCAUUUGGAACAUACCAAAGGGUUUAGCUUGAAGAAUUUGAAGUAUCUUGUCAUGGAUGAAGCUGACAGAUUGUUGGACAUGGACUUUGGACCAGCAUUGGAUAAAAUUUUGAAGGUGAUCCCACCGAAGCGGACAACAUACUUGUUCUCGGCAACAAUGACGAGUAAGAUUGAAAAGUUGCAAAGAGCAAGUUUACACAAUCCAGUCAGGGUUGCCGUGUCGACAAAGUACCAGACGGCUGACAAUUUAGUGCAAUCGAUGAUGUUGGUCAAUGAUGGGUACAAGAAUACUAUUUUGAUUCAUUUGUUGAAUGAGUUUAUGGGAAAGUCAACUAUAGUGUUUACAAGAACCGUGGCGCAUGCUCAAAGAACAGCAUUGUUGGCACGAAUAUUGGGAUUCAAUGCCGUUCCCUUACAUGGUCAAUUAUCACAAGCUCAAAGAUUAGGUUCCUUGAAUAAAUUCAAGUCCUCCAAAGCCAACAUUUUGGUUGCUACCGAUGUAGCAGCAAGAGGUUUGGAUAUACCCCUGGUCGAUCUCGUCAUCAACUAUGAUAUUCCAACGGACUCGAAAGCGUACAUUCACAGAGUAGGAAGAACGGCGAGGGCGGGAAGGUCAGGUAAAUCCAUCUCCUUGAUCACACAAUACGACUUGGAAAUGUACUUGCGAAUUGAGAAUGCAUUGGGAAAGAAGCUUCCGAAAGAAGAUAAACCGCCAAAAGAAGUACUCGAUGCGUUGCACAUUCACGUAGAUAAAGCUACUGCUGAGGCUAUCAGACAGACAAAGGAAAUACACGACAAGCGAGGCAAAAGAAGAAGAGAUGAUGAUCGUGAAGAAAGGUAA
Molecule: messenger RNA, 1446 nt
Organism: Lodderomyces margitis
Lineage: Eukaryota; Fungi; Ascomycota; Pichiomycetes; Serinales; Debaryomycetaceae
Product: RNA-dependent ATPase
Exons: 1
Coding region: 1-1446 (481 amino acids)
Molecular function (GO): nucleic acid binding; RNA helicase activity; ATP binding
Source: RefSeq, a predicted model, not a curated record